Molecule: messenger RNA, 2677 nt
Organism: Oncorhynchus gorbuscha (pink salmon)
Lineage: Eukaryota; Metazoa; Chordata; Actinopteri; Salmoniformes; Salmonidae
Product: zinc finger and BTB domain-containing protein 17-like
Exons: 6
Coding region: 450-2255 (601 amino acids)
Biological process (GO): regulation of transcription by RNA polymerase II
Molecular function (GO): RNA polymerase II cis-regulatory region sequence-specific DNA binding; DNA-binding transcription factor activity
Source: RefSeq, a predicted model, not a curated record
GAAACAGCAGGGAGCAGGUCUCGAACCCUCGACCUUCUAGCCCGAGGUCCGGCGCGCUAUCGACUGUGCCGCAAAAGCAUGCUCGUGUGCCCAGGCCGAUUUCCGCGGUUAUAAUGCAAAUGUCACUUAAUUACAGUUUUUUACUAUUACUUGGGCGAUCUUAAUUUUGAAGAAUUUCUAAAAGUCUGUGACCCGGAGGUACUUUUUUAAGUGUUGCGACGACACGCGGAUAUUUCUCUUCACUUCAGUGUAAACGGAAGUAAACAGUGACGAAGAACAAUUUCCACGUUCGCGUUUUUAUUUAGACGUUCAUUAACACCAUGGAAAUCCAAAUUUGACUAAUUUAACUGCACAGCAUCACAUACUUACCCCAGGUAGUCUUUCAUUCGCGUUGGAUACAGGACUUGGUUUAUAGAUGUUGUCUAUAUAACGCUAGCUAUCUGCUAACAAUGGCUAACUGUAUUGUUUUUCACGCUCAAAUAGCCUCCAUCAUGGAGGUGCUAGCGAAUGCAGCCGUGGCAGAGGUCUGUAAACUCGUAGACGACGACUAUGCAGUGUUUCGUUUGGAAAUAACUCAAAGCCAGAAAGAAAACAGGGCAUUGCGGAGGAAACUACAGCUACAUGAACUUAAGGUGUCACGAGAGGUGGCAAUGCGAGAGCGCGUCCUUGUCAGUCGUCCAAGAAGUGUGAAGAUCCUCGACCAAUACAGAGGAAUGGCAAGAGGUGAAGGACAUCUCAAUGGAGGCCACAGAAGCUUUGUGACUCCAGUGGAACACAAUACAUGGAGAGCUGACCAACCAAUCACUGUUGACGAGGGGAGUGGAACCUCAACCCAGCACGUUAUUGUGAUAGAGUCUGCGAAUACAGAGGCUGCAGGUCCUGGGGUCAAGCAGGAGAGGACUGAAGGAGAGGAGAACCCAAGACACAGCAGAGACAUCCAGACUGAAGCGGCAGGAGUGGCCCCUGUAGCUCCGGAGGAUCCCACUGCCUCCCUAGUGCAGCCCAGGACCAGACGCAGCAUCACGGAGGACGAGGGUCCAGAGGUGCUGCUGGUGAAGGAUGAGGGGUGUGAGGAGGGUCUGGGGAACCCUGAGGGGACCAAGGUCAUGGAGGACAACCAGCCUACACCUCCUCCUGAACCCACAGAGAAACCAGCUGAGCAGCCCAGGACCACACACAGUCUCACUGAGUCAGUAGACAUGGAGGAUGGGAAGCCUGAUCUGCUGCUGGUCAAAGAGGAGACAAUAGAAGACGGACCAGAGAGCAUUGACCUGCUGAGUGGAUUAAAGAUGGGGGAGCAAGGUGGUUUGCUGGAGGCUAAAAGAGGAGACAUGGUGGCCAUAUUGAAUUCCCAGACUGGUGCAGCCAAGAGCCCAGGGGAUGACAUCACAGAGCAGGCUGAGGCCAAAAGCGACAUAGUGGAGGUCAGUGGAUGGGACAGCGUCUUCAACUUCAGGCUGGGGAACAACACUGUUAACCACAACCAGAAACAGACAGUCGAACACAAAACAACAACCAAACUUAAUCUCCAUAACAACAGACUGGCUGAGACUGGGGCGAGGCAUAGAUUUGGUCUGCGGGGACGGGGAGGUGUCAAUAUGGGGCGGGAGAGAACAGACUCUGCUAGCGAUGCUCCGUCCUGCUCCUAUAGUUGUGAUUCAGAGAGACAGAUGGCGCCUCAGGUUACCCCACAAACAGGUGCUGCCUUCAGCCAGCCUCCUAUAGGAUCUAUAAACUGGAACAUGGACCCUGCGACAACACAGACACUCCCUGGCCUUCAUCCUCCUCACACUCUCCUUAUGUUAAACCAGAACUCAGACAAUGCCAGUGCCUCAUCACUAAAUGGCUACACAAGCCCAUUGACAAAUAACAGUAGUAGUGACGCUAUCAGUAGAUCCGGUGGCAAAGAGAAGUGCUUCCCAUGUUCAUUCUGUUGGAAAGUCUUCAGUUUCCGCAAACAGAUGGAGAGCCAUCGGAGGAUGCACACGGGGGAGAAACCGUUUGGCUGCCACCUGUGUGAGAAGAGGUUCUCUCACCAGCACCACCUGAAGAGGCACCAGCGGGUCCACACAGGGGAGAAACCCUACAGCUGCCCCCAGUGUGAGAAGAGGUUCUCCCACCAGCACCAUCUGAAGGCGCACCUGAAGGUCCACACGGGAGAGAGGCCAUUCACCUGUACACACUGCGGGAAGAGUUUCUCAGAGAGGAGCUACCUCAGGAUACACCAGCAGAAAAUGCACACAGCCCAUGUAUAGAGUAUAGUGCAUGUAAUGUAGUACUAGUUAGUUAGUUUAGUUAAUUUUGUUGGUUUAGGAUGUAGUAGGGAACUGGAUGAGGUGAACUGAGGUAAGAAUGAGGAUGAUGAGGCAGAGUAGAUGAUAUGGUUGAUGGGAUGGUGUCUGUAAAAAUGCUUUACUUAUGAACAGUGACAACCUUGUCCUGUUGUUUGAUGCUGGUGUUUUAUAAUGAGGAAAUUAUAGUGCCUUAAUUCAGGUUUACUUGACCUGAAGUAGUGAAGCUGUGUGUAAUGUUAUGUUGAACCUUUUCCAAGGCAUUCUAACAUUCAUUUGAUCAAAGCGAGGGAAUCAGAUCAAAGUUAUUUUACUUGUCACAUGUGUGUGCAAUAAAAGUGCUGCACUUCACAUUGUGAGUGUAUGACAAUUUUGUUUAAAUGAAC